UUCAGUGAAUACGUACGCGUCUGUACUCUCCUAGUUCGCUUAUGGCGGUGCGGUCAGUAUUUGUCAGUAUUCGUCGUGUCAUUUCCGUGAUACGUAAAUACGGACGACUAAACGAGACGGGUGUGUUGGUGAAUACAGAAUACAUAUGCACGUGUCGAGGAUCGCUUGAAUUUAACGAGUCGCGUACGAAUCGCGUAUUCCAUCGCCUUUCAUCGACUCUUCUCUCUGCUUGAUAGUAACACUGUGUGCGUCAUCGUGUUCGAUGCACGAUUGAACGAGGAAUAUCGCACAGAACAUUAAACGCUACGUUCGAUGUGAGAAUCGUCAACUGAUCGAUUUGACGACAAUCCCAGACUGUGGCUAAUGUUGCGCUAAUCGUGCUCGAUCGCAUAUCGAUCAACGUAGUGAUGCGUGGCCGAGUGUAACAGCUACCAAUAGUUACAGCAUAGCGCGCGAGCGCACACACAAUACGUGUCGCGUGUGGCAUGUGCGUGUGUAUAUGUGUGCUGUGCGUCGAGAUACACAAAACGAAGGCAAACGAAAUAAUCGCUCUUCUUCAGUUGAGUAAGCUCUUGCGAAUGAUGCAGUUGCGAUCGCUCCCGCGCUUGCAAACAAUGAAACGACGUGGGCACAGCUCCAUCUUGACCGGCUCAUGCUGAGGCAAUUCUUUGUGAGCUACGUGUACCUUUGCGCGCUUUCUAAAGGAAAGACGAAAGGAAAGAUUUGAACCAGUGUCGACAAACACGGUGGUGUGCUCUGAUAUUUGGUGUUAGCGUGGACUGGGAGCGUGUGGAUAUCUUUCGCACGAGGCAACACGUGUUUGUUUCCAAGUUAGGUGGAGUCCCAUGUGCAAAGUGGGUGGAGGCUGGCAUCGUGAGUCUGCCUUCCUCGUUAUCACAGAGUUUUAGAAAAAUUUUGGGCAACUAAUUAUAUUCAUUGCACUAUGGAUUCCUAGCACAUCCUUGUUAUAAAUAGUGCAAAACACAAUAAUUCAUCAUGAAACGAAGUAUAGACGGAAGGAAUAUUUCACAAGAAGAAAUCGAGGAUCAUGAUCCUUUGCAAACACAGACGCAGCAACAGCAACAAGAUGAAACGGAUCAGCAACAAUUAGAACAACAGCAAACUGCCCAAUCGCAAAUUCGUUUUUUAAGUGCAAAUGUAUUGCAACAACUGCAGCAGCAACAAGAUGUUCAGCAACAAGCUCAGCAGCAGCAGCAGCAACCGCAAGUUAUUACCUUGCAAAACUUUGUGCCUUUACAAGCUCAACAAUCGCAACAUGAUCAGCAAAGAGCGCAAGCAAUCUCCGUUCAAUCGCUACCUCAUCAAUUCUUGCAAGGUGCUCAGAUUAUUAGCACUCAAACACAAGCUGCUCUUCAACAACAACAGCAACAAAAUCAGCCACAGCAGCAGCAGCAGCAGCAACAGCAACAAGCUCAACCGCAACAACAACCGCAUCAACAACAACUCAGCUAUAGUGUAAUUCCACAAAUGCAGACUGUCAACAUAGAUGGCCAGGAAGCUCUAUUUAUUCCAUCCUCUGCGAUGUCCGCGGCGAGUGGCCAUCAUCAAGCGCAACCAGCCAUGCAAUUUGCUACUGCAAACGGCCAGCAAAUGCAACUUGCUGGUCAGCAAGUACAAUUAGCAAACGGCCAGACUAUUAUUACGCCGCAACCAGUUAGUCUCAUAAGAGCACCGAAUGUCUUUCCCACUUCGAUCAUACAAAAUAUUACAGGACAAACAGUCCAAUUGCCAACGGGUCAAAGCGUACAAGUAAGGCCCCUCCAGUUUCCUAUGCAGCAUGUUCAACAAACAGUGCCUGUGCAAGUACCAGUCACUGCCAGUAAUGGACAAACCGUUUAUCAAACUGUACAUUUUCCUAUUCAAGCCUUAUCUAGCGUUUUCAACAUGCCCGCGACGCAGAUGAUACCCCAAAUUACGCAACAAAUACCUCAAGUAGCGCAGAUAAUUACACCAAAUGGUCAGAUCCAACAAGUGCAAAUUGCUAAUAUACCACAAUUACAAAGUCUUCAGAGUCAGCAAGUAACGCAAGUAGCUCAACAAGUUGCACAUCAACAAGCGCAGCAGCAAGUCGUCCAACAACAAACUCAGCAACAGAUAGUACAAUCGGUCCAGCAGCAACAGCAACAAGUAGCGCAAGCUCAAGUACAACAGCAACAGGUACAACAAGUUGUGCAACAAGUUAUACAGCAGCAGCAACAAACGCCGUCGCAACAGCAGCAGCAACAGCCACCGCCACCGCCACCACCACCGCCAUCAUCAGCAUCGCAGCAACAGCAACAACAACAACAAAUGCAACAAUCCUCUUCUCCAUCGUCAAGCGUAGCGACUUGGAGUACAACAGUUGCGACUCCUAGCAAUGUUCAAGUUCUUGGAAUAGGCACAUUAGGAAGAAGCAUAACAGGAAAUACUAAUGUUAUUACUACAAAGGAUGGCCAGAAGAUUGACGUGCAGACAUUAUCCACUUUAACAAGGCCGCCAGAAACGGUAGAAGGUGACAUUAAAGUAACUAAUAUUGAUGCUACUGGACUAACUGGUGGACAAAUAAUACAUAUUCCUGCUGCACAGUCGGCCCAACCAACAAUGCAACCUAUUACAAUUACAGGUGCGCAAGGGCAACAAUUAACACUUAUUCCCGCAUCUGCGUUAGCGAAUUUAACCGCGCAACAAGGUAACAUGAUGAGGAGCGUAAGCAACGGAGGCAUAAUGCAAAUUCAGCCAGCCGCUGGAAUAAAUACGACCAAUGGCUUUUUGCAAUCGAUACCUGUACAAAACAUUCCAGGUUUAGGCAAUGUGCAAGUAAUACCAGCGAGCGCGUUACAACCGACUGCGAUGCAAACGUUGCCCGCUACCGCGGCUACACCUAUCGUCGCUACGCCAACUGUACAACUCGACUCGAGUGAUCCUACCAAAUGGCAAAUUCUCCAAACUCUUCAGUCGAACGGCACCUUGACGACAUCCGCUGCUCCCAUUUCUCAUCAACAUCAAGUAUCAAGUGCAACCAACUCCAAUACCGACAGUGACACUAAGCAGCAUCGUAGAAGAGUCGCGUGUACGUGUCCCAAUUGCGGCGACGGAGACAGGAACAGAGAUAUGAGCAGAAAGCGGCAACACAUAUGCCAUAUCGCUGGAUGUAAUAAAGUAUAUGGGAAAACGAGUCACUUACGUGCGCAUUUACGUUGGCACACCGGUGAACGACCAUUCGUCUGUAGUUGGAUAUUUUGCGGUAAAAAAUUUACCAGAUCUGAUGAACUUCAAAGGCAUCGUAGAACUCAUACAGGGGAGAAACGUUUUCAAUGUCCCGAGUGUACCAAGAAAUUUAUGCGAUCCGAUCAUCUAACAAAACACAUCAAAACACAUACUAAGAUACGAAGCACGGAAGCUGCUACUUCGACACAAGAAGGCUCUUCCGAUAGUCAGUCUUCCACCGAGCAAAAAAUUAUCAUAGCGCUGCAUAAAGAAACGGAUCAGUCUGAAAUCGUUAUUUCAGAACAGAUAGAAAGCAUGAAAAACGAACCCACCAAUCAAAUAACGAAUGAAUAGAUUCUUUUAUGAUAUAACAAUGGCGCAGCCAAUAUCACUUAUAAAACAGACAGCUGAUGAUUAGCCAGUGUUAUUACUCACAAUCAGUAUUAAUUAUUUCCGGCGUAAAAGAAAGAAAAGAAUCACUGCUAGACAUACGGAAAAACUGUAAUUACAAAUAAUAAGCGUAUAUCAAGCAAAUUUUAGUGGUUGAAAAUUUUAAGAGCAAGUUAAGUUGAUAUUGUUAUAUGUAUAAAUAUACAUAUAAUUGCAUUAUAUAAAUAAUUGAAAUUAAUGUUAUAUUGGACAAAUCGGACAAAUCAUCGCCCGAAACUUAUUUCUGUUCUUUGCACGUAUAGAAUCAGCAAGAACAGUCACGGUGAGUUUAUAUAUUAAAUUGUUACAAGUUGUUGUCUCUGAAAGUAUACUUUAUGCGUAUACGCAUUUUAAUGCAAAAAAUGUUUUAGAAGAAAAUUGUUUGAGUUUAAGGAGGCAGUAAUGUUGAUCUGAACCUGGCGCUUUCAGAGAUAACAGCUUGGAAUACAUUAAAAAUGCCCUAUCCUGUAUAUAUAGUCGCAACUGUAAUGUACAAUCUAUUUUUUUAUUGCGAUUGUGUGUAUAUAUGUAUUUGUAUAUAAUGUAAAGCGAUGUAUAAAAAAAUUUUUUGCACGAGAAAUUUUACAUUUAUAAACGUCUUUUGAUAACGUCUCAAACAAUCGAAAAAAUAGCUUUCUUUUUAAUCGAUCGAAUUAUUUUAAACUGAACAGAGCUGCUUCGCGUAAUAGAACGUGUGCGUAUGGCAUAAAAAAUGUAAAUAUAAGUUUUAUCUUAGAAGAUUCUAAAUGAAAUUAGAACGCGACAUUUGCAUUUUAAAAUGUAAUUUGGCCACUUAAUGAGAAGUUAUCUGUUUUUGCAACGUAAUAAUACAAUAAAUAAAUCAUAAAAUUUAAACAAUAUGGAGUACAAGGAUCCUGUUAGCAGUGAGAUGUGUGAAAUUUAAGAUAAAAUGAAAAGUUAUCAACCAUAUUCGAUGAUUUUAUAUGGCAUGAACCAUGACCUUAUAAUAAAUUUAAUUGGACACAUUAAUGCGCAUUGGUACACGUUGAAAUGUCAUACGCAUAGUACAGUAAAUCUAUGAAAUGCUUAGUAAAAUUUACCAUUUUACUAUGAUUGUUUUUAGUAGAUUAUAUAUGUAUAUUGAGCAUUAUAAAGUGUUUUGUAUUAUAUUUUGUUGGUACAAUUAAAACGUAUAACAAACUUUAAUCUGUACUAGUGCGCAUCCAACCGAAUUCACUAUUACACAUAGUUGUAAUCCUUUUAAUCUCCAAUCUAUUUCCAGGAGUGGGUAAACAAAACCCGAGAAGGAAAUAUCAUUCAGUCAAUCUAGACCUUUGAUUUUUAAUUUAACGAUCACUCCAUUUCCCCGAAUUUUAUUAGGCUUUGUACUUAUCGUUACCUAAAUAGAUGCUUCAUACUUCGCAUUGUGUUAUACUCACGACCAUUGUUCAUCUUACAUUGGUAUCAAACUGUCUAGUUGUGGACAUAUCAGAGUGUACAAAUAUAUAACUGUAUAUUUUCACAUAUUGCGUUUGCUGUUUUCCUGAUAUAAAAUGCUAAUAAAAGUGUUAAGAAAAAUAACGCCUGGAUCCGA
Messenger RNA from Linepithema humile (Argentine ant), 5191 nucleotides. RefSeq names its product transcription factor Sp2-like. Gene Ontology annotation, biological process: regulation of transcription by RNA polymerase II. Gene Ontology annotation, molecular function: RNA polymerase II cis-regulatory region sequence-specific DNA binding; DNA-binding transcription factor activity, RNA polymerase II-specific. Lineage: Eukaryota; Metazoa; Arthropoda; Insecta; Hymenoptera; Formicidae. The record is from RefSeq and is a predicted model, not a curated record.